Molecule: messenger RNA, 865 nt
Organism: Ectocarpus siliculosus
Lineage: Eukaryota; Phaeophyceae; Ectocarpales; Ectocarpaceae
Source: the annotation of a GenBank genome assembly
AUGAGAGUCUUCGAGAGCGCACUUACGUUGGCAGGCGGUCUGUUUGCGUGUCGGACGGCUUCGGCAUUCGUGGCUCCUGCGGCAUCUAUCAGGGCUCUGCGAAAUGCACCAGCCGGCGGCGCAAGCACCACUAGCACCUACGGCAGCAGCAGGGGGGCACCGGCCACCCGCAUGAUGGCGGCGGAGGGUGUGACUUUUGGGGAGCUUGACGGCACCGACGUACGCGUGGGGAUCAUCUCGACGAGGUGGAACGAGGAGAUCGUGAACCGCUUAACCGACGGCGUGAAGGAAUCACUCAAGGAAUGUAACGUUACGGAGUCUAACAUCUUCGAGACGAAGGUGCCUGGAGCCUUCGAGCUACCGCUGGCUGCACGAUUUCUUUCCCUGUCCCAGACGGUGGAUGCCGUUGUCUGCGUGGGGUGCCUGAUCAAGGGUGACACCAUGCACUUCGAGUACAUCGCUGAGUCGACGUGCAAGGGACUGAUGGACGUGUCGAUCCAGACGUCGACACCGGUAGUCCUGGGGGUGCUGACGUGCACGGAAGAGGAGCAGGCGAUCAAGCGCUCCACUGGGGACAACAACCACGGGGUUGACUGGGGCAAGACGGCGGUCGAGAUGGGCCUUCUCCGCAUGAGCGCUACGGGCGUUGGCAAGAAGGCGGGCGGGGCUUUGGGUUUCGGGAAGAGCUUAGACGACAAGAAGGACGGCAAGGACGGCGCUAUCCCCGGCAGCAAGCCAAAGAAGAUCGGCUUCUAGAUCAGAUUUCGACUGACUUUGAUGUGUUGCCAUCCUUGUCAGGCCACUGGAGGAAAGGGACAACAAGCGUCGUUCUGUUGUUGUUGAGCAUGGCGCAUUCCCUAGCGGC